This is a messenger RNA of Canis lupus familiaris (dog), 1387 nucleotides long. It is a transcript of the gene RTN4IP1, whose product is annotated as reticulon 4 interacting protein 1. The record is from RefSeq and is a predicted model, not a curated record. Lineage: Eukaryota; Metazoa; Chordata; Mammalia; Carnivora; Canidae. Bases 67 to 1233 code for a protein of 388 amino acids. The transcript is spliced from 10 exons. Gene Ontology annotation, molecular function: oxidoreductase activity; zinc ion binding. Gene Ontology annotation, cellular component: mitochondrion.
UCUUUGGUCGUCACGGAGCUUUUCAACACCGAGCCCUUCGAUUGGUCGAAAUGCAAGCCCCGGGGAAUGAUCUUUGCACGCGAUUGGCUGGCGCCGCGCAGCGACGCCUGCGGCCGAGGAGAGCGGGUCGUAAGGAGGGAGACGCCAUCCAACCGAAAUUUCACGAUGGAAUUUCUCAAGAGCUGUAUGCUCAGAAGAAAUGCUCGCACUGCGGCGGGCUUCUGGAGAAGCCAGGCCGCGCGACAGCCUCCAGGUAGAGAGAUCAGUACCACCUGCCCGAGGAGCACUGUCAUGCCCGCUUGGGUGAUAGAUAAAUAUGGGAAGAAUGAGGUGCUUCGGUUUACUCAGAACAUGAUGAUCCCUGUCAUACACUAUCCGAAUGAAGUUAUUAUCAAAGUUCACGCUGCAAGUGUCAAUCCUAUAGACGUUAAUAUGAGAAGUGGUUAUGGAGCUACGGCUUUAAAUAUGAAACGUGAUCCUUUACAUAUUAAAACCAAAGGAGAAGAAUUUCCCCUGACUCUGGGUCGAGAUGUGUCUGGUGUGGUGAUGGAAUGUGGACUUGAUGUGAGGUACUUCAAGCCGGGAGAUGAGGUCUGGGCUGCAGUUCCUCCCUGGAAACAAGGCACCCUGUCAGAGUUCGUUGUAGUCAAUGGGAAUGAGGUCUCUCUCAAGCCCAAAUCACUCACUCAUACUCAAGCUGCCUCUUUGCCAUAUGUGGCUCUCACAGCCUGGUCUGCCAUAAACAAGGUUGGUGGCCUGAAUGACAAGAACUGUACAGGAAAACGUGUUUUAAUCUUGGGUGCUUCAGGCGGAGUUGGUACUUUUGCCAUACAGGUAAUGAAAGCAUGGGAUGCUCAUGUGACAGCAGUUUGCUCUCAGGAUGCCAGUGAACUUGUAAGGAAGCUUGGGGCAGAUGACGUAAUUGAUUACAAAUCUGGAAAUGUGGAAGAACAGUUGAAAUCUUUAAAACCGUUUGAUUUCAUUCUUGAUAAUGUUGGUGGAUCCACUGAAACAUGGGCUCUAAAUUUUCUCAAGAAAUGGUCAGGAGCCACGUAUGUGACCUUGGUGACUCCUUUUCUCCUAAACAUGGACCGAUUGGGCAUAGCGGAUGGCAUGCUGCAGACCGGAGUCACCGUGGGUUCUAAGGCAUUAAAGGUAGUGAGAGCAACAUUUCUGGCAAGGAGUCCAUUAUCGCUGGGCCUUUUUCAUGGCCAGUGGUCUGUAUCUAGAUGACAUUGCAAAAUUGGUGGAUGAGGGAAAGAUUCGGCCCGUUAUUGAAAAAACCUUUCCUUUUUCUCAAGUUCCAGAGGCCUUCCUGAAGGUAGAAAGAGGACAUGCAAGAGGAAAGACUGUAAUUAAUGUCGUUUAAAUAAAUACUCAGUGUGAG